CACCCCCCACCACCACCACCAUCAGCAGCAGCAGGAGGCGGAGGGAGUCGCAGGGAGGAGCCGCUGCCGCCUCUCCCAUCAUGGCGCCCACGGCCGCGCUGCUCCUGCCGCUGCUGCUGCUGCUCUCUCAAGGUCACAGGACAGCGGCCGUCACCGUGAACUCCCGCGACACCAACCCCAUCGUGCGGGAGUACGAACAGGUGACCCUGCACUGCCAGUACCAAACGGUGAGCGUCAGUCCGCGCGUCGAGUGGAAGAAAAUCAAGGGAGGCGAAAAGAACUUUGUGUUCUUCAACGGGCAGAUUACAGGUGACCUGAAGGACCGCGCGUACAUCGCCGACGUGGCCCGGGCCUUCAACGCCUCGGUCACGAUCCGCAACGCCUCGCGCAGCGACACGGCCACCUACCGCUGCGAGGUCCUGGCCACGCAGGACACCAAGCCCUUCGACGAGAUCGAGAUCAACCUGGUCGUGCAAGUGAAGCCCGUGACGCCACGCUGCGUGGUGCCAACCGCGGUCACCACCGGGCGCUCUACCGAGCUGCUGUGCCAGGAGUCGGAGGGCUUCCCCAUCUCCACGUACCAGUGGUUCCGCAACGGCGAUCAGGUGCCCCUCGACCCCAAGAGCAGCCUCAAGUUCUCCAACUCCUCGUACCGCCUCAACGUCAACACCGGCAGCCUGACGUUCAGCGGCGUGCGCCCCAUGGACACGGGGAACUACUACUGCGUGGCCUCCAACCCCGCGGGGAGCGCCCAGUGCUCGGCACAGCACAUGGAAGUCAAUGACCUGAACGUGGGCGCCAUUGUCGCGGCCGUGAUCGUGGUGGUGCUGGUAGUGGCGCUGUGCGGCAUUGCCGUCUGGUGGGCUCACAAGAUGGGCUACUUCAAAAAACACAAGGCUUCUUCAAGAUACAGGUCUCCGCCGGACGCCCGCGGGAGAGGCUCCCUGCAUUCCAAAUCCAGACCUGCGGACGACGAGGGAGAUUUCCGUCACAAGUCCUCGUUUGUCAUCUAAGCCACAACAGCUGGGGAUUUCCUGCGGAACUCAUUAUAAUUAUUUUCUUUCUUUUUUCCUUUUAGAAAAAGGGAAUUUUCUUUUUGAAAGGAACUCGAUGGAAUCUUAACGUAACGCUUUCUCCUUUUUGUUUUUGUACUAACGUAGAUGAGUUACAUUGAGCUUCACGGCGCACUAGACGAUGGGAGGGUUGUCGACUAGAGUAGGAGGAGGCAACGCGAACCACAGCCGCCCCACAUCUGCCUACGACGUGACGUUGCACUGGAAGACUUUUUAUGCGCGAGGAGGAGGAGGGGGGAGGUGGAGGCGGUGGUGUGUCGUUUCAGAGAUGCGAGAGCGGCCCUCCGGCACGCGAUUGCUGGCCGUGCCAACCGGCUGGGUUUCCGCCAUCGAUCUGCUCUAGGCGAGAGCGGCCGCACGUAUUAUUAUUGUUGUUGUUGUUGUCCGGCACACGACGGUCUGACAUGUCGCUUCCUCGACGACGCUGCGGGGAGGAAACGUCGGACAUCGUGCCGGGCAACGCACCGUGCAACCUUAAAACGCGUCCGAGUGCUAUGGUCUAGGGGAAAACUAAAAACUCAAACCACCGCCUGGCCAAAAUCAUUUCCUGUGGCAGGUAUUUACAACUUUUUGAGGUUCACCAGCCAUAGGCACGUGAUGGUCACUGAGAUUGUUGUGGAAGGGAGUUUUAGUGUCGACACGUUUUUCUAUUCCCAUGCGGCUGUGUUUGUAGACAGUCUGCAGGCACCGGAGUCUGGUGGAUGCUGCUGUGGCGGUAACAAUUUCGCGUUUGAUGUCUUCUCGUCGUCGGCAGCGCAGAGUCAUUAGAAACGGAAUGCCGCUUGCGACCGUGGUCGCCCCACUUGAAACUUUUAGAGCCUUGACAGUAACACAAAUAAUCGAGGUUCAGCCGCAGCUCCACCCUCCACUGCGUGCCGAGGCCGCUCGCAAAACCAAACACGUUGAACUUCUUUUGCACCGUACAUAGCCGACCGUGCUCAUCGGAGGCGCCACGCCAACGUCAGUAUUUCCCACACGCCGUUCCUCGUACCCCGCCGCCCACCUCUGCAACUUGCCCUCGGUUACACCUUGCACGCGCCCGCUGAUGGCUCGCCCGGACGAUGAGUAACGGUGAACGCUGGGGCACCGCGGGGGGCUGGGCACCGGGCGGGCUACGUUUGUGUGGGGGGCCCCAGGGCUGUUCUAGUUUGGGGGUAGGGGGGCCCUCUUUGUCUCUCUUCAAUUCCUUGCCCUGACCGCUUCGCCCGCCACCCAUGCACGAUGCGGCACAAAUCCGGCUUUAUUCACCUCGGUUAUUUAACUUCUAGUUUUUUUUUAAAGUAACAUACAAGUUGUAGAGCUAAAUAAAAGUUCAAAUUUGAAAAACUCUUAAAAUUUCAGCGCAUGACCGUUGGUGGCAUAUUCUCCAGAUGAUAAGACUCGCUUUUUUACCUGUAAUUUAAAGAAAAAGUUAGGGUUGCAUCUUAUAGUGUGUGUCAUUCGUUUGUGACACUGGGCACGAGUUUGGGGCAUGUCUUAACUUUCCAGAGUGUCUUAUAGUCCGCAAAAUACGGUCUUUACACCGAUUUAUGCUCCAAGACCACCUGUAGGAUCUCUCGCAGCGCCGUGGGUUUGCGCUUAUAUAGCUGGGGCCGCGGCCCCUGAAGCCUCUCGGUGAACCGGGCCUUGGGUCCGGGACUCGCAGCGUGCGGGAGACGCUGCCUCGUCGCCCGCCCGCGCCCGUCCUGGCGGUGUCGCGCCGGCGAGGCUGCUCGCUGGCGCGUGCCCCACGACACUGGCACAUCGCUCGCGUCCUCCUCCGCCUCCUCCACUGCUGCUGCUGCUGCGUCUACCGCCCUAGCCCGGUGCGUCGUCCCGUUAGUCAAGAAUGUAAAACCCCUCGCCGGGGUGCGGGUUUGGGUGAAGUCGUGGCAAGCUUUCACGAAGGCAAAGUGUUUGCAUAUGAGAUUACUGACGCCCGCCCGCUCCACCGGUGCCAUGUUUGUGAAGGAGAUUAUUAACGACGUUUAUCCUGCCCGCUGGCUGGCGCUCGGGAUGCGCUCAGAGGAACGUAAUCACGUGCAAAUUGUUUCACCAUCACAUUCCCUUUGAUAUAUAUGCACUGUGGAGUGCAAUCGUUGUAACGUUAAUCUUCGAUCACGCGGGCCCCGCCUGCCCGAUGCAACCCCAAAAUAUUGGAACUGCGACGGCUCGGAAUUCAAGGAAAGAUGGGAUUUGCACACCGCUGCACGGAUGAUGCAACGUUGCGACCGACUAGGUUAACUGAAGUUGACGAACACCUUUGGCCGUACCGGGAUCAGUCGCCCUUGGUUAACCACGGAGGCGGCUUCGCCUUUGGCUUGCUCAAGAUUGGCCGUUAGCUUGCUCAAGAUUAGCCGUUGGCUUGCUCAAGAUUAGCCUUUGGCUCGCAGGAACGUCGUCGUCGUUCAUUUCCAGUGCUCUCGAUCUCGUCACAUCUCGAUCUCGUCAUAUCUCGGAAGCUAAGCAGGCUUUUUUUGAGCCUGGAUAUCCGCUUGUUCGCCGUGCAUAACAGGUGUUAAAGACUGCAAGAGGGGGGGGGGGCAAACGUCAUGCCCAUCAAAGGGUCGUGCAGCCAAAAUGCAUUUUUGUACUGUACUUCUAUGCUCUAUGCCUUCACCGAUCAGUGCUGACCAGCGUGGUGAAGUACGGCCCUGUAAUGCCCACCAACCUGCACGGCAUGGGGAGGCCCUCAUCCAGCAGCGGAUUGACAAAGAGCUGUACACAUGUACGCACAUAACAGACUGUACAUUUGAAAUCCUUCAUCGCGAACUGAAUAUUCUUGCCACUGGUGGCGAGAUGUUAACUACCUCGCCUGGUAUACAGGAGGUUGUGGGUUCGAUCCCGACCCUGACGCCUGCUGUAUAUUUAGAGUUUGCGUGUCUCUCUCCCCGUGGUCGCGUGAAUGUUUCUCCGGGUCCUCCGGUCUUCCCCAAUGCAUUUAGAAUCAACAUCACGCGUUUAGAGAAUAAUUGCCAGCUAGAAAUUGUAUACGUGAUGACCGGCGACUUUGUUGAGCUAUCAUUUGUGGCUUGGUCGCUUCUGAGAAAGACCUCUGUAGCUCCAAAUCCGAAUCUUUAUUGAGACUGCAGUGGGCCACGAAGCUCUUUCUCACAGAUGUCCAGUAUGGGCGGGUCGGCAAGUUACAACACCAAUACAAAAUACCUGCUAACACUAAAAUAGUUGAAUAGUGUUUUUUUUGUUAAUCAAACUAUAAAAAUAUAGUUUAAAUCUGAGAAGUCAAUUCAGUUGACGUCCCAACCAGGGGCGCAGCGGCGCGUCGGAAGAGCCAUUACGGCUCGACCGCGAAAAACCUGCGCGGUGGUCUCCUCGCGUCCAACGACGUAGCGCGGGCACAGCGGCUGGCACGCACGGGCACGGCCCGGCGUGAUCGCGCCCGCGUUGUGUCGGGCACUUUGCGCGUGUGUGCCGCUGCGCUCCGACGUGGCCAUCUUCAUUCCCGAGCCUCGCAAACAUCGUCGCAUCGGUGAUGGUGACGGGCGCGUUCUCUAUGAUGGCACGAAGCUCGCGUCUCCGCUCGCUGCCGCUGCAACUUAGCGGCUGCUCACUCUGCCGUACCGCCGCUGGUCUUCACGGUGCCAGAUUUGUCCGCCGCUGCGGCAUAAUGGCUUUUGGCCUGGGGCCCUUGGCUGGCGGGUGGGCGGGCGACGACAUCUGUGUUAUUUUUUGUUGCGUUGUCUUGUGAAGGUGUUCGCGCCUCGCGAGCCACAAACCUUCUCCAUCCAGUUGGUAGAUGCGGAGGACUGGCACCACGUGGCCAAACCUCUAACCGCUCCUCGCGCCGCACAUCCUCGCGUGCGCGUGGCCUUGGCGUGAGCUGGGAGUGCGCGUGAGCUUGUUUACAAGAGAGGCAUCUGUCUGUGGCGACCAGUGGCCUCAAGCUUCUGGCGGCAGUCGAGAUUUGUGCAAAAACACGAGAAAUAACUGCCCCCAGUCCUGUAGCCCGGUUUCCAUGUUAAUUGAUUGGAUAGGAAAAGUGGACAUUUGAAUAUCCAAAUGUGCCAUUUUGUCCACGAUUACACUAAUUAUCGCAAAACGGCCACCUCUGCCCACCAACGCGCCGUGGGAUAACCGAUCAUUACAAGACGCACGCUCAUGAGUCUCACAAAUGCCGAUAAAAUUAUAUUCAAUUAUCCUUCAAGGCUUCCCAAAAAAUACACCUACAUACAUUUGAAAUGUCUACGCAAAAAUAAUGAGGUAUAUGCAGGACAUGGGUAUAAACUGUUAUUUUUUUUACAAAAAAAACUUGCAUUGUUUUAAAUUCAAAUUAAGAAUUCCCAUAAUUAUAUUUAAGCGAAUGCCAACAUUUGAAAAUAUUAUUUACGGAAACCUAGCUGAUGUUAAAACGGUCGGCCGUAAUGUUUAAUUUGACGUUUGCAGAGUAAAACUGUAGUCCCAUUGAGUGUGAGAAUGCCGAAGCAGACAAAGCCAUCUGCCUGACGAGAGAGAAAAUCUGGUGUCACUCCUUUUCUCUCCUCUCGCUUUAGCCCUUGGGCUGCAGUCUCCUUUUUUGUUGGGUGGCGGUGCUCGGAAUGAUGUAUUUAAUUUGGAGAAAAAAAAUUAUCUUUUUAUACACAGUGGCGUGUAAUGUGUGAGUUAAAGCCAUAUUACCGGAGCACGCCUGCUGCGGGCAGAAUUGCGGUUACUGAAAGGAGGGGGUGUGCUAUUACCGUUGCUGGCGACUGCCAAUACCUCUUUUCCCACUGCACAACCGAGCCGUGCCGAGGCCGUUUCUGAGCCAGCCCAGCGCAGCUCAGGAGGCAUCGAGUUAUUUUUCCACUGCAGAAAGCCGAGCCGUGCUGCUGACGUCAUGCACAACGUACGUGCCACUAAACUAAGCAAAUUUUUUUUACCAGCUUCUGAAAGAAGGGCAGAUAAACAGAUGCGAUUACGGCCAGGUAACUAUUGGUGAACUAUUUAAAACUUUUUAUUUCACCAGGUAAGGCCCACCGAGCUGCUAUAUAGCUAAUUUUCAGAAGCGAUCUGGCCACAAAUGAUAGCUCAACGCAGCGGCUUGUCUGGAAAUUUAUAGCAGCCAAAUACUCUUAAACGCUUAUUUUUAAAUGUGGGGGGAAAAAACUGGACGACCUGGAGAAAAAUCCACGCUACUACAGGGAGAACAUGAAACUCUAAAUAUACAGGUGUCUGGGUUGGGAUCGGGAUUGAACCCACGAUCUGGAUACCAGGGGUGGCAGUCAACAUCUCGCCAGUGUGGCGCCCUGACCCUGGCCUUGUGUGGCCCUGAGUCAAGAUUCAGAUGCCCUCUUGUGAGGUGAGCGUAUCACGGGUUAGUUCCGCCUCGGCCAGUAGGAAAACACCGGGAACCGUGAGAGCCCUGCGCUGCCUCGGCUCGGAUGUGCCGGUGGAAACGGGGUACAAAAGUGUCAUAUUUUUGGCCAAUUUCGAGUCGCAUUUAAACAAAUUUUAAGUCAAGGGCACGUAUUUCAGUAUUGUUCUUUAAACGUCUACUGGUUUUUUUCAAGACGGCAACUUGCAGUAGAUCUGCUGGAGGAAAUGUUUCUAUAAAUAUAAGCCAUUGAAUAGAACGGUAUCCAAGAUGCGCUGCAUCGCAUUUUUCUGAACAGCGCAGUCCGACUAAAUCGGCGGUUUCCUGCCUGCGAUCUCGCGGCCAGGAGUGCGAUGUUGAGUAAUUGCGGUUGGUUUGAGGGUACAAGUGAGGGGACAGGUGAGGGGACAGGUGAGGGGACAGGUGAGAGCCCUGAGCUCUGAUGCUGCGAGAGUCACUGACGACCGGCCCCUACCACGGUCCAAACGUCCCACUGAGUGCGAGUCUUGCUGAACGUUUGAAACCACGACGGGUGCAUGGCAGAGAGGGGGGCGGUGUGUGGGGGGGGGUCUGUUUACGGCUGCAUCAAUCCAGUGUUAUCCGCGGCUUGAACGUGCACCAUGUCUGACUCGCAUCGCUAAGAGUGCCAGAAGUGGACCGGGGACACGCGGCGAAUUCGACGUUGCGAUGAGUGGGGGGGGGGGGGGGGC
Messenger RNA from Lethenteron reissneri (Far Eastern brook lamprey), 7070 nucleotides. It is a transcript of the gene JAM3, whose product is annotated as junctional adhesion molecule 3. The record is from RefSeq and is a predicted model, not a curated record. Gene Ontology annotation, molecular function: protein heterodimerization activity; cell-cell adhesion mediator activity; integrin binding. Gene Ontology annotation, cellular component: protein complex involved in cell adhesion; plasma membrane; cell-cell contact zone. Gene Ontology annotation, biological process: cell-cell adhesion; cell migration. NCBI's taxonomy places the organism in Eukaryota, Metazoa, Chordata, Hyperoartia, Petromyzontiformes, Petromyzontidae.